GCCUGCUGCUCUGUCCUCCCGUGGUGUCACAUCAAAACAGGUCCCCGGGGAACGUGACCAUUACGUAUGGUUCCGGAGGACAGCAGUAAGUGGGAAGUGGGAGCAGGGGAGUUUGUGUGGGAUUCAAGACUCUUCUCGGACAAUAAAUACCUCAGGCACACAUGGAGUCAACCAAAGUACAAGACACACAAACAGCGUCCUCGGUUCCUCCAGCAGGAGGAGCUUCAGCCUGGGAGGAGGCAGCAAGGUUCUGGAGAAGAGCGUCAUUCAGACCCCGAGACAAGCUGUUCGGGUGUUUGAUGAGGACGACAAUGAUGUCACGCCUCAGCCGCUGUACGUGGCUGAUCCAGCAGCUGUGCAGACCAAAACCAGCAAGAUCUUUCUGGAUGAGAUCUCUGCUGGAUCAGCACUGGACCAGACAACCACCACGGGGAGCUUCAGUCUGCCUUUCUCCAGGUCAGUUUUUGGAAGCAGCAGAAUAUCUAGCCACUCUACUGUAGAAUCCAUGAAUGAGGAGAUUGAGGAUGCAUUUUGCAAACGGGACAUGCCCAUCAACAUCACAGAUGUGCACAGGAAAAGAGACCCUGUGAAAGAACAUGUGACAGAAGAAAUGCUGAAAGAAGUCAUAGACGUCUACAUCUCUGAGACAGACAGCAUUUCACUGCUGGACAUACCCAGCAGCCUCGUCUCAGUAGACGCUGAUGACGCAGAAGUUAUAAUACAGAGAAACAAUCAGUACGCUGAGGUUUGCAGGAGCAGAGCGAUGUAUGAUAACUACGUGGAUCGCUCAAUGCAGACACUGAAUGGAGCAUCUAAAUCCAAACAUGUCCAGUGUGACCGCGUGGUCAUGGUGGACGCAGCCUCGUCUGUUACUGCUUGGGACAUGUAUAACACUUUCAUCAGCCCUGAGCAGGAUGAACGAGCGUGUAGUGCUGAACCAGAGAGGGCUGACUAUCCAGAGACUGUCACGGACACCAGCAGAGGUGCAGAGAGGAGCGUGUCAGUGGGCAGCACAGCUAGUACCGUCAGUGCUGCCAGCUCACUGAGAGAAGUGGAUGCAUUUGGAAACAGUUCAAACGCUGAGUCAGACCUGCAUCUGAUCAUGCUGUCAGAGAAAUUCCAACAGUCCUUACUAGUGAUGGAGAGGAGCAUCCUGGGAAACAUCUUCCAACCCAAGCUGGCUACUUACAGAAAGCUGCCCAUACUAACAGACCCAGACAGCCCGGUGGAGCAGAGGGAGGAGGACACAGACAGCCCUCGACCUCCAGCUGUGGAGCGUCUCUGGGCUUUCAGCUGUGAGCUGAGCAGAGGACGCAGGGUCAGCAGCACGGCCUGGAACAAGAAGAGCCCGGACCUCCUGGCUGUCAGCUAUGAUGACCAAGGCUGUGAUGAGUCCAGUAACCAGGAACCAGGCCUGGUUUGCUGCUGGUCUCUCAAAAACCCCACGUGGCCUGAGCGGAUCAUCCGCUGUGGCAGUGCUGUCACCUCCCUGGAUUUCUCAUUCAACAACCCCAGUCAGCUGGCUGUCGGCAUGAAGGACGGCAGUAUAGCUAUCUACAACAUGCAGAGUCAAGACAACAAGCAGUGUGUCGUCAGCAGCAGUGAAUGUCCCAACAAGCACCAGGGUCCAGUGUGGCAGCUCAGGUGGUCCCAGCAAGAGUUGAGUUUAACAGGAGAGGAAAAGAUGGAGGCUCUCUUCUCCGUGGCUGGAGACGGACGUUUCAGCAAGUGGUUUGUCAGCAAGAAUGGCCUCGACUGUAUAGACCUGAUGAAGCUCAAGAAGACUCAUAAUAAGAAGAAGGUCGGAGGGAACAAGACAGAGAAGCAGACAGAAAGUGUUCUGUCAGCACUGACGGCUGGUCUGUGUUUUGACUUCCAUCCAGCAGAUUCCAGUAUCUACUUGGUUGGCACAUGGGAAGGUCUCAUCCACAAGUGCUCCUGGUCCAACAGUCAGCAGUUUCUGGAGACGUACAGGAAACACUUUUGUCCUGUGAACUGCGUCACAUGGUGUCCGUUCAGUCCUGAUGUGUUCCUGAGCUGCUCCUCUGACUGGACCAUCCAGCUGUGGAAACAGGACUACCUUAAGCCCGUGCUAGGCUUCACCUCCAACCAGAGAGCAGUGUCCGACAUCAAGUGGUCCCCAAAGUGGGCCACAGUGUUUGGAUGUGUUAAUGAGGGACAGCUGGAGAUCUGGGACCUGGAUUCCAGCAUCCUGGACCCAGUCAUCGUGGAGCGUGCUGCCCCAGGUGUGAAGAUGAAGUCCCUGCUGUUUGCCACGCAGACGGACUGUGUCCUGGUAGGAGACAGCGAUGGACACGUGACUGUCUACCAGCUCAGGAACUUCAAUGUGGGAGAGAGCAGCAAGGUGGAUCUUCUGGAAAACAUCAUCAGCUCUGCAGCUUCCAGAUAGCUUCAGGAGAGACGAGAUGUUUGGGCUUCUGUCUGACUGACAUUCUUAAUUCUGGUUUACACAAAUCUUCUGUCGAUAUUUAAAUAAGUAACAUCUUAUACAAACACAUGAGUUAUGGCAUCAGUCUUUGCUGUACACUGGACUUGUUGAAGGAGUCAGACUAAUCAUGGUGGAGUAAGUCAAGAGUUAAAACCAAUCCAACCCCAGUGAUCAUGUUCUGCUCUUUAAUGAAAGUAUCCUGAGCAACAAAUUUUGUGAGCAAAAUCCAUAAUGGAAACUUUUUUUUAUCAUAAUGAAGAAUAUGUAUCAUGAAAUGUUUUGCAUUAAAUUGGAUGGACAAAAGUUUCUUUCCACAUAUGUCGUCAUUUAACUGUUAACGUGUAUGUUCUGUAUGUGUGUAUGUAUUUCCUAUAUUUAUUAUACUCUGUUUUCUUUCUUUUUUAUCUCGGUUAGGUGUAUAGAUGUGUGUGUGUCUCUUUCUACUGAUGUGUGCAUAAUUAAAGUAAGCUGAAUCAUUUUCUCGUCAUCAGAAAUAUUUAUUCUUCAUUUUAAAAACAGCAAGCAGCAAAACUAAAGGCAGCUAUCUUAUCAAACUGAAUAUAUUGUUUUUCUUGUGAUCAAACAAUAAAUCCAAAAACAAAACCAGCAAUAAUGGUCACCUAAUAAUGAGCAGAUUUAUAGAUUUCAUCAUAGCAACAGCACACUUUCAAAAUGAUUAGUGUACAAAUAAAAACAUAAGAAACGUUCUUAAUACAUUUGCUCAUAAGAGAAAAUGUUUGAACGCAGCUACACAAACAGAAACAUUUCCCUUUAUGAAUGAUUGGAUUAUUAUUCUCAUCUGAAACCCUGCGGGCCAAAGUUCUGUGCUGUGUUUUGUCUGAUAACUUACUCUGUUUUUUGCCAAAAACAUUUCAUAUAUUGAGUUUCUAAUAAUAAAGUGCAGUUGCAGUUGAGAGUCAUAUGGCUUUGUUUCCACUCCAUUGUAGAUGUCUGCUUUAAUCUUCAUUCUUCUUACUGUGAUAUUGUGUAGAUUCUUAAAGUUUGGUCCAUUUGUCACCUGAACCAAUAAUGCGACAUCAUCUGACUGACACCGAACUCACCUCUGUCUCUGUGAGACAUUCUAAUACUCAGCUGUGCUAACUGUUAAUGAAGAUGGUUUGACACAAAUUUUUAAAAACCAAACCUCUGAAACGAUCAUUUUAUUUUAUACUUAUGUUUCCUCAUGGCCAAGGAGAUUUAAUUAAACCUCUGAAGUAACACUUACUGCCAGUAAAAUGCUGCUUGUACAGUAAUUAUCGAUAAUAACAGUACUUUUUACUUUUUUUUUUUAAGUUAAC
Messenger RNA from Larimichthys crocea (large yellow croaker), 3747 nucleotides. RefSeq names its product dynein axonemal intermediate chain 4 (gene dnai4). Gene Ontology annotation, molecular function: dynein light chain binding; dynein heavy chain binding. Gene Ontology annotation, biological process: cilium movement. The coding region runs from base 506 to 2410 and encodes 634 amino acids. NCBI's taxonomy places the organism in Eukaryota, Metazoa, Chordata, Actinopteri, Sciaenidae. Gene Ontology annotation, cellular component: axonemal dynein complex. The record is from RefSeq and is a predicted model, not a curated record. The transcript is spliced from 18 exons.